Monascus purpureus is the source of this 3676-nucleotide messenger RNA. Lineage: Eukaryota; Fungi; Ascomycota; Eurotiomycetes; Eurotiales; Aspergillaceae. The record is from the annotation of a GenBank genome assembly.
CACAGGGUAAGAUAUGCUCUACCUAAGCAUAUCCAUUUUAUCAUACACAUCGUUUCUAUCAUUGUUCUGAGUUACCCUCCCUUUUUGAUUUUAUGAAUUGCAACUAUGCCCGAAGCGAUCUCUAUGCCGCACAAGCGGGUUCUGGGUGAUGUCACGAACAGUGCCCGCGUUGGAUUGCAAUCUGCCGAAGCAAUCAAGAAACGAAAACUAGAAAUAAAUCAGCCGUCUUUUAGAAGUAGCCAGUCGAAAGCGUUUGGUUCGAGUCAGCCUCAAAAGAGUCAAUUUGAAGAACAGGUGCUGGAAAAACUCACACAAGAUAUAAAUGGGUUGAAAGAGAACAACUCGGAAAAGGACCAGCAAUGGGACCGGCCGCCGGUGGCCAAAUUCGAUGAGAAGACAGAGAAUAUAUGUUUUCAACAGAUUGAUGCGGAGGAAGGGACUGUGUCGGGAGGCCAGACCAGUGUCAAGCUUUUUGGCGUCACGGAGGCAGGAAAUUCUGUCUUAUUACAUGUGACUGGCUUCCAACAUUACCUGUACAUCGCAGCCCCUGUGAACUUCACCAAAGCCGACUGCGAGCCCUACAAAGCCUUCCUGGAAACGAAGCUCGGCCAGUUUCAACCCAUGAUUCAGUCAGUACAAAUAGUCAUGAGGGAAAAUUUCUACGGGUUUCAAGGGAACCAGAAAAGCUGGUAUUUGAAGAUAACGGUCAGGGAACCCAAGUCUAUCAGCAGGCUACGGAAUGCACUUGAAAGCGGUGGUUCGAGCCUAAACUACAAGGGCCUAUGGGGUAAUCCUGACAGUGGGAUUCUCACCUUCGAUAAUAUCCAGUACCUCCUGAGGUUUAUGAUCGAUACUGGCAUAUCCGGUAUGUCUUGGGUCGAGGCAAAAGCUGGGAAGUACCGUCUCCUCGAAGAACGAGAUAAACAAUCCCAUUGUCAAAUAGAAGCAAUUAUCGAUUAUCACGAUUUGAUUGCGCAUGAACCGCACGGAGAGUGGCUCAAAAUGGCCCCCCUUCGCAUACUAUCCUUUGACAUUGAAUGCGCUGGACGAAAGGGUAUCUUUCCAGAGCCUAAUCAGGACCCCGUUAUCCAGAUUGCGAACAUUGUCACUCGAUAUGGUGAAUCCAAGCCGUUCAUUCGAAACGUAUUUGUUUUAGAUACGUGUAGUUUGAUCGUCAACACGCAGAUCCUGGAAUUUGAUAAAGAGGAGAAGAUGCUCAUGGCAUGGAGAGAUUUUCUGGAGAAAGUGGACCCGGAUGUGAUCAUCGGUUAUAACAUUGCCAACUUCGAUUUCCCAUAUCUCCUGGAACGAGCUAAACAUCUCAAAUGCACUGGGUUUCCUUAUUGGACUAGGUUGAAGAAUGUGCAGUCACAGGCAAAAGAGGCGAACUUCUCGAGCAAGCAGAUGGGCAAUCGCGAAACUAAAGCUACAAAUACAGAUGGCAGAAUUCAGCUCGAUCUUCUUCAGCUAGUCCAGAGAGACCACCAUCUACGAAGUUAUACUCUGAAUUCAGUGUGUGCUGAAUUUUUAGGCGAACAGAAGGAAGACGUCCACCACACAAUGAUCACUGAGUUAUUUAAUGGAACACCAGACUCAAGGCGACGUCUGGCUGUCUACUGCCUGAAGGAUGCUUACCUACCACAGAGGCUUUUGGAUAAGCUUAUGUGCCUGGUCAACUACACCGAAAUGGCGCGAGUUACUGGCGUCCCCUUCAACUAUCUCCUUUCACGAGGCCAGCAGGUCAAGUUCAUUAGUCAGCUUUUUCGCAAAGCUCUGGAGCAACAGCUUGUCAUACCAAAUAUCAAGUCCCAGGAUGAACAAGAUUACGAAGGCGCUACAGUCAUCGAACCGGUCCGCGGUUACUAUGGUGUGCCAAUAGCCACACUUGAUUUUGCAUCUCUUUACCCCUCUAUCAUCAUGGCACACAACCUAUGCUAUACAACACUAUUAAAUAAAAAUAUCGUGGAUAAAAUGAAUAUGGUGAAGGACGAAGACUAUAUCGUCACACCGAAUGGCGAUAUGUUUUGUACAGCCAAAGUUCGCAAAGGCCUUCUGUCUCAGAUCCUUGAGGAACUCCUAGGCGCAAGAAAACGUGCGAAGAAAGACCUAGCUGUGGAAACGGAUCCAUUCAAGAAAGCAGUGCUGAAUGGAAGACAGCUUGCCCUAAAGAUUAGUGCGAACAGUGUGUACGGUCUGACCGGUGCGACAGUGGGGAAACUGCCCUGCUUAGCCAUCGCAAGUAGCACAACCAGCUACGGACGACAGAUGAUUGAGAAAACCAAGCACGAAGUUGAGACGAGAUACACCAUCGCAAAUGGUUAUUCUCAUGAUGCCAAGGUUAUAUACGGUGACACUGACUCAGUGAUGGUAAAAUUCGGAGUUACUGAGCUGGAGGAUGCUAUGAAACUUGGUGAGGAGGCAGCUGAAUAUGUCUCGUCCAAGUUUAUCAAGCCCAUCAAGCUCGAAUUCGAAAAAGUUUAUUUUCCAUAUCUGCUAAUUAACAAGAAGCGAUACGCGGGCUUAUAUUGGACGAACACAAAGAAGCACGACAAGAUGGAUAGCAAGGGCAUUGAAACAGUCCGCAGAGACAACUGUGUCCUCGUUCAGAAUGUCAUCGAAACCGUUUUGCACAAGAUUUUGAUUAACAGAGAUCUUGAUGCUGCCCAAAAUUACGUUAAGGAUAUAAUAUCGGAUCUUUUGCAAAACAAAAUCGACAUGUCAAAGCUUGUGAUUACAAAGGCGCUUUCGAAGAAUGAUUAUACCGCAAAGCAAGCGCAUGUAGAAUUAGCAGAACGCAUGCGAAAGCGUGAUGCUGGCUCAGCACCAACUCUUGGAGACCGUGUGGCAUACGUCAUGGUCAAGGGUGCUGGAGGUUCCAAGAACUAUGAGCGAUCAGAGGAUCCCAUCUAUGUUCUCGAGCACAACAUCCCAAUUGAUACAAAGUACUACUUGGAUAAUCAGCUUGCCAAUCCCCUCGGCCGUAUCUUUGAGCCUAUUCUCGGGGAGAAGAAAGCACGGCAACUGCUUACAGGCGAACACACUCGUUCUAUCUCGGUGGCAGCACCCACCUUAGGAGGGUUGAUGAAAUUUGCGAAGAAGACCCAGACCUGCAUGGGUUGCAAGAAACCACUUUCUGGGAAGGAUGAGAAGGCAGGAGCUGUCUGUGAAUACUGCCGCCCUCGAAUGGGCGAGCUUUACACCAAGACCCUGAAUAAAGUGUCGGACCUCGAAGUUCGGUUCGGACGCCUGUGGACGCAAUGCCAACGGUGCCAGGGCAGUCUACACUGUGAGGUUAUCUGCUCUUCCAGGGACUGCCCUAUUUUCUAUAUGCGAAUGAAAGCCAAGAAGGACGUGGAGGAUGCAGAGAAAGAACUGGCUCGUUUUGACUUCGAUCCUGGCGCAUGGUAGAUAUGACCGUGACAUGCUGUGUUGGAUGUAAUUUCUAUCUUGUAUUACCAUGCUUACGGCUUAUCCAUUGGCGCAUUUGGGUGUCGAGAAUGUUUUUGCCAAUUGAUCUGGAAGUACUGGGUUAUUGAGAGUAUUCUAUUUUGUAUUCUGGGUGUGAAUCAGGAAUCUUUCGCCUUUUUUUUAUAUUCAGAACAAGGAUUUCUAAACACUAUUACUUCUGCCAUGCCAACGCUCUGUUACACCCGGGCUCUGCUCAGCUCCUACCAAU